AUGGACUUACGAAAUUUUCUAGUCAAAGAUAUUGAAGUAGUUUUAAUCUAUCUAUCUAUCUAUCUAUCUAUCUAUCUAUCUAUCUAUCUAUCUAUCUAUCUAUCUAUCUAUCUAUCUAUCUAUCUAUCUAUCUAUCUAUCUAUCAUCUAUGUUCCUUAUCUAUGUCAGCUCUAUCUAUCUAUCUAUCUAUCUAUCUAUCUAUCUAUCUAUCUAUCUAUCUAUCUCAUUCUCUUCAUUGUCUAUCUAUCCUAUAUCUAUCUAUCUAUCUAUCUAUGUCAUACAGCCUUAUCUAUCUAUCUAUUCAUCUAUCUAUCUAUCUAUCUAUCUAUCUCAUUCUCUUCAUUAUCUAUCUAUCUAUCUAUCUAUCUAUCUAUCUAUCUAUCUAAGCUGCAUCUGUCUUUAUCUAUGUUUAUACUUGAUAUUUCCUUUGAUUAUAGAAAAUGUUCUAUAAUGUUUUCUUGUAUAUGUGCUUCAUCUUUUCUUCCUUACUCUCCUCUUUUCUUAUCUCCCCUCUAA
This is a messenger RNA of Acanthosepion pharaonis, 516 nucleotides long. The record is from the annotation of a GenBank genome assembly. Lineage: Eukaryota; Metazoa; Mollusca; Cephalopoda; Sepiida; Sepiidae.